CGUGUUUCUUUUUUGCUCCUCUCUUGUAUGUGUGACCCACUUUUCUGCUGGGUCCAGAUUGCGGUCUACUGUUACCAUGUUGGAGGCUUGUUUGUGCCUACUAUCCUAAUUCUUAUCCCUGUGCGGACCAUGCCCCUUUCUAUCACCCAUCUUAUCAGGUCGCCUGCUGGUUAUGAGACAGCACGCAUAGGCCUUUCGCCAGAGCCGGAAUCUCACAAUGGAUAGGAAAUGCAUUGUCCAUAAACGCCUAUAUGACUCGGAUCCCCAGUGAAACCAUCCAUUAUUAAACGGAGAUGCGAGACAAUGCGCGAAAGAGGCUAGUUAGGGCUCGGUACUCCGCACGAACGAUCGUAAGUAGGGUGCUGACGCCGACACACAGACGGUUAGGGGUGACGUACAGGACUGGAUGGUUCUUUGUGCUGCAAUAUUCGCUAACUCCUUA
Messenger RNA from Aspergillus pseudotamarii, 442 nucleotides. RefSeq lists its product as uncharacterized. The transcript has a single exon. The record is from RefSeq and is a predicted model, not a curated record. Bases 28 to 225 code for a protein of 65 amino acids. NCBI's taxonomy places the organism in Eukaryota, Fungi, Ascomycota, Eurotiomycetes, Eurotiales, Aspergillaceae.